UCAGUUGAUUUCACGCCGCCGCCGAGUGUGGACGCGUUUUCCGCCAGCUCUUCUUUCUAAACUAAAGUUCGCGUCGCCCUUAUCCUCCUCGUUGCCGGGAAAAUAAUUGAAAACUUAAACCGAAGAAAUUCAAACGCGUAAUCUCUGGCGAAGAAGCAGUUCUCCGAUCAAAACAAAACUGGCAAUAAAUCUGCAAUCACACACGACCACGACCAAGUGCGCGUGCAUAAAGAGUAACAAAAACAAAACUCGGAAAACAUACACACAGAACCAUAAUAAUCGCACUACUGACAGAAAUAAAUAAAAAUAUACAAAAAAACAUACAGAGUGAAAAUAUCAGCGCCCAUUCCCAUUCCAAUUCCGACUUUGGUGCGGUAGGUAAUGACACAUUCGGCAAACGGCGCACGUAUCUAGAUGCCAACGGGCACAAGUAGUAUCUGAAUCCAUCAGGGCCCCGCCUUUUGCCACCCGCAACGCCCAUAUAUUAUAAUAUAUAUGAGUUUUUAAAAAGCGGCAUUAAAUAACCAUCAGCAGAACCCAUCAAAAGUCACCAUGGAGCAGUCGCGAAAUCUGCUCACCAAGCAGUCCAAAGAUGUUGAGUUUCAAGAUGUUUUCUACACGGUUAAGGAGAGGAAGAAUUUUUGGCGCGUGACCGGUGAGCGCCGGAUUCUGAACGGAGUCAGCGGCAGUUUCCGGAACGGCCAACUCUCGGCCAUCAUGGGACCCUCGGGAGCCGGUAAAAGCAGUUUGCUAAAUGCGAUUUCGGGUUUCAGGCGCGACGGCGUCACUGGCAGCAUAAAGAUUCGCAGAGACAAUGCCUGCUACAUCACUCAAGAUGACCAUCACCAGACCCUUCUCACAGUCGAGGAGCUCAUGAAUCUCGCCUGCGACCUCAAGCUAAAACAUAGGCACAAAAAGCAAGAGAUCCUCACGGAGAUCCUGGAGAAUUUACAUUUAAAUCAUCGACGCAAUGUGACGGCUGAAAAGCUUAGUGGCGGCGAGCGCAAGCGUCUGUCCAUUGCUUUGGAACUGGUGGAUAAUCCAAAUAUUUUCUUUUUGGAUGAACCCACCAGCGGUUUGGAUGAGGUGACGGCAGCCCAGUGCAUACGCCUGCUGAAGGCCAUGGCCCACGAGGGACGCACUAUUGUUUGCACCAUACACCAGCCUUCGGCCACGAUAUAUAAUUAUUUUGACAGCAUUUACGUCUUGGCCAAGGGUCAUUGUGUAUACCAGGGCAGCCCGCGAGCCACUAUACCUUUUCUGAGACUGGCUCAGCUGGAUUGUCCCAGGCAUUACAGUCCCUCGGAUUAUAUUAUUGAGCUGGUGGAUGCCGAGGAUGGCCACCUUGUGCCUGCUCUCAGCGAGCUAACCGAGAAUGGAAAGCUGAUCUAUGUGGCCAGUCAUUCGGAUCAAUUGGAUGCCACUUUGGAGUCCCAGCAGGCUGUGACCACCAUGUUUGUGGAGCAGCCAAAGCGUCCCUUUCUGCCCACCUUCUUUGCUGGCAGUGCUGCCUCUACAGAUGGUUCUUUGAUUGGUGGAACAAGUGCCUUGUUGGAACAGGUCAAGGCUCUUUCCAGGCGAUUGCACACGGAUUCUCGCGAGAUCUCUGGACUGAGACAGUUUGUGGUGCUCAUGCGUGUGAUGUUGCUGAGGAUAACGCGUGCUCGUUUGGCUUUAAUCAUACAAUUGUUCCAUCAUUUGCUCUGUGGCAUAUUCUUUGGUUUGAUCUUCUUCCAACUGGGAAAUCAGGGAGCGCGAAUGUUUGAUCAUCUUAAGUUUUGUAUUGGAGCUGUGCUUAUGAUUGUGUACACCCAAGUGAUGGUGCCUAUUUUGAGCUAUCCCGCUGAGGUCAAGGUGGUCAAAAAGGAGACUUUUAACCGCUGGUAUACCCUGACACCCUACUAUAUGGCCUUGACAAUCUCACGCCUGCCUCUACAAGUGCUGCUAAACAUCACCUUUAUGGCGGUGACCUACUGGAUGUCUGGCUUGCCAGAGCAAUUCUGGCGCUUUGGCAUCUUUGUGGCUGUUGGUUUAAUGAUCUCCCUGGUGGCCGAGGGCAUGGGCCUGGCUAUAGGGGCCACUUUUAGCAUAACAAACGGCAGCGUGGUGGGUCCCAUGAUCAUAGCCCCUCUCAUGGGCCUGGCUGUGUAUGGCUUUGAUUUUGCUCCGCAAAUCACAGGCGGCAUGCAGCUCCUGAUGAAGUUCAGCUAUGUCCGUGUGGGCGUGGUGGCUUUGGUCUUGGCCGUGUUUGGUUUCCAGCGGGAGGAGCUGGACUGUGAUGACAUCUACUGCCACUUUAGCGAUCCGCGUGUGCUGCUCAAGUUCCUCGAUGUGGAGAAGGUGUCUAUACUCCAUCAGUUUGGCAUUCUGGCCAUGCUGAUGCUCUUCUUCCGGGUGAUAAUGUACAUAAGCCUGCGCAAGCGCUGCUAUGCCUGAGUCUGGCUUGGACUGGCAGCCUCCUGAUGAAUCUUACUCCCUAGUUUUAGGCCCAUGUCAAUGCUGUGAUGUUCGAUUUUAAACAGACAGAUGAGGAUUUUUCUUGUAAAUAUAAAUAAACCCAUUCCCAAGAAAGGAUA
Drosophila kikkawai is the source of this 2576-nucleotide messenger RNA. RefSeq names its product ATP-binding cassette subfamily G member 4. Gene Ontology annotation, biological process: transmembrane transport. Gene Ontology annotation, molecular function: ATP binding; ABC-type transporter activity; ATP hydrolysis activity. NCBI's taxonomy places the organism in Eukaryota, Metazoa, Arthropoda, Insecta, Diptera, Drosophilidae. Gene Ontology annotation, cellular component: membrane. The record is from RefSeq and is a predicted model, not a curated record.